Mus pahari (shrew mouse) is the source of this 1042-nucleotide messenger RNA. RefSeq names its product olfactory receptor 2A14-like. Gene Ontology annotation, cellular component: membrane. The transcript has a single exon. Lineage: Eukaryota; Metazoa; Chordata; Mammalia; Rodentia; Muridae. The coding region runs from base 40 to 972 and encodes 310 amino acids. The record is from RefSeq and is a predicted model, not a curated record. Gene Ontology annotation, biological process: G protein-coupled receptor signaling pathway. Gene Ontology annotation, molecular function: G protein-coupled receptor activity; olfactory receptor activity.
UCUGACCUUUCAGUGUGAACAAAGUCUUUGUACAGGAGAAUGAGAGCCAACCAGACAUGGAUCACAGAGGUCACUCUACUGGGAUUCCAAGCUGACCUAGCAGUGGAGUGUUUCCUUUUUGGGCUUUUCUCUCUGUUUUAUUCCUUUACACUUCUUGGGAAUGGAAUCAUCCUUGGAAUAAUCUGCCUGGACCACAGACUGCACACACCCAUGUACUUCUUCCUCUCUCAUCUGGCCAUUGUUGACAUGUCCUAUGCUUCCAAUAAUGUCCCCAAGAUGCUGGCAAAUCUUGUGACUCAAAAAAGAACCAUCUCCUUCAUUCCAUGUAUAAUGCAAACGUUCUUGUAUCUGGCCUUUGCUCACAUAGAGUGCCUGAUUUUAGUGGUGAUGUCCUAUGAUAGGUUUGUGGCCAUCUGUCACCCCCUUCACUACACUGUCAUCAUGAGUUGGAGAGUGUGUACCAUCCUGGCUGCUGUUUCCUGGAUAUUUAGUUUCCUCUUGGCUCUGGUCCAUUUAGUUCUCAUCCUGAAGCUGCCCUUCUGUGGACCUCAUGAAAUCAAUCACUUCUUCUGUGAAAUCCUGUCUGUCCUCAAGCUGGCCUGUGCUGACACAACACUCAAUCAAGUUGUCAUCUUUGCAGCUUGUGUGUUCAUAUUAGUGGGACCACUGUGCGUGGUAUUGGUCUCCUACAUGCGCAUCCUGGUGACCAUCCUGAGAAUCCAGUCAGGGGAGGGUCGCAGAAAGGCCUUCUCCACCUGUUCCUCCCACCUCUGUGUGGUAGGGCUCUUCUUUGGCAGUGCCAUUGUCAUGUACAUGGCCCCCAAAUCCCAGCACCCUGAAAUGCAGCAAAAGAUCCUUUCCCUGUUUUACAGCCUUUUCAACCCUAUGCUGAAUCCCCUGAUCUAUAGCCUGAGGAAUGCUGAGGUCAAAGGUGCCCUCAGGAGAUCACUGUUGAAGGAGAGACUAAUGUGAGAGACAUCAGAGAAUGACUUGGAUGGAUAAUUUUUCUUUCUGUCAAAUACAGUAGUUGGCACUCCUUUGU